Drosophila navojoa is the source of this 704-nucleotide messenger RNA. RefSeq lists its product as uncharacterized. Lineage: Eukaryota; Metazoa; Arthropoda; Insecta; Diptera; Drosophilidae. The record is from RefSeq and is a predicted model, not a curated record.
AAAAAAAAAAAAAACAUCAAAAACUUGUAAUUCUAACAAUCAAAUAAUUCUGAAAAUCAUUUUGCAAAAUGCCAACUUACACCAGAGAGGAACUUCUAGCCAUUAGGGAGAAGAUGAAGUCUUCCCAAUCGCAGCAGCAGAGCGAGAAGCCGAAGCCCGAGGGUCCCGCAAAUGCCAGGCAGCAGCCCGAUCUCGAUGCCCUGGUGGGCCCCAUUCGUUCUCUGUGGAAGAAGGCCAAGGACAUUCAAAAGCACAUCGACGUCUUCUAUGCAACGGCUGAACAGCGCAAGUUGAUGAAUGGCGGCCAAGAUGAGCGCGCCCUGAAGGUCUUCCGGGCUGCCAGGAUUUCCCUGGCGAAGUUUCAUAUCCAGCUGCAUCAGAAGAUUUACGCCAUGACCCUAUUGGGACUGCCAUCGAAGCACGCGCAGGCGCAAAUGUUGAACAGCAAGCCGAGUAUGGAGAUGAUUGAUAUUCUGAAGCAGCAAGUUGAGCAUCACACCAAGCAGAUGAAGAAGCUGAAGAAGCUGCUGGAGGACCAGAUGAAGGUGCUGGAGAAACGUUUCGUCAAGAUCGAUCUGGCCAUCAAACAGCUCAACAAGGAAUAUAAGAACGGCGAGCCCUUGGCCAAACGCCGUGCGAGCGGCUCAGCUGCAGUUGGAGCUUGGCGACUUUGUUUCGCAAAUGACUCUUGGGCUUGGUUUUAA